Messenger RNA from Solea senegalensis (Senegalese sole), 2487 nucleotides. RefSeq lists its product as uncharacterized. Bases 289 to 1113 code for a protein of 274 amino acids. The record is from RefSeq and is a predicted model, not a curated record. The transcript has 3 exons. NCBI's taxonomy places the organism in Eukaryota, Metazoa, Chordata, Actinopteri, Pleuronectiformes, Soleidae.
UUUAUACUCAUUAUUUGUCUCUACAUAAACAUUUGGCUCACAGUUCCCACUGACCAUAAAGCUGAAUUCAAAAUAAUCUAUUCAUAUCCAAAACUUUCCAUCACACCCUGAGCUCACUGCAUUAUGUGCAGGUGUAGUUAAUGAGUGAAAGGGGGAGGGGGCUGUUAUUGGGGACAUUUGUUCUUUGUUGCAGUGGAGCAGAGAGGUAGUAGAAGAGGAGGAGGAGGAGGAGGAGGAGGAGUCUUGAGUUAGUAAACCUGAACUCAGCUCCUCCACAAAGCUGGCCAAAUGGGGUGCCGAUGCUGCCGGAUGAUAAAAAGCUACAUCCAUGACCCGUCAGAGGCGGUGGACGUGAAGAGCGACUCUGCGGGCAAUUCGCUCUACCACGCCCACCAUCUUCCAGGCAGGGCCCUGAGCAGUGACGCACUCAGCGGCCACAACAAUCAGAAGCAGGGCUUCCACAACCUAGGCUACAGCAAGUCGUACGACAGCACUCUGAAACUAGAGGUGGACAACAACCACGUCAACCAAAGGCUGCACGCGGCGCCUUCUUCUGCGAAGGAGCAGCACCAGCAGGCGAGUGCCCUACCAGCAGAGGGGGGGCUGUACAUCAUCCAGCCAGACGCUAUGGGACCAAGAUGGAUGAUACAGGAAAAAACCCCGAGUCAGGUGCCGGUUUACCCCAGCAUAGGUGAGUAUGAGAACCAAAGAAGCUACGGCGAGCAGGAACACCGCGCGAGAAGGAAAGAGUGGGAUAGUUCCAUCCCAAAGUGCACGACCAGCAGCGAAAGCCUGUCGGCAGAUGAGAUCGAUGAGGGCGUGGGAGGGACGCCAGAGUACCCGUGCGACACGGGGGACGAGGGGAGCGUCCUGUCGGUGGACAUCCACACCAGCAACACCAGCCUGUCCUCCGUCGACACCAGGGACGAGCUCAGGCGGCGCAGGACUCUCGACGUUUCCACCAUGGAGAGCGGGAUCUCGGUGACAAAGAGCGAGUACGAGGAAGAGGAGGCGCCGAACGACGAGGAGGAGGUGCAGAGUGUCACGGACUCUAUGGUGGCGGAGGCGCUCGCCGCCCUCGAAGCCGCCACCGCCGGCGAGGACUUUGAUUGACACACCUCAGUGCUUCCUCUCACUUUUCACCCAGAAGCCUGGAUUCAGAUUUAAAUGUGACUUGACAUAACAUUUUGGAAAAAGCUGAAUCUGAAAUGACACCUCCCGCGGUGUUUCAUGACAGAAAACUGGAAACAAAUGAAGGAAAACUCUGUUUACAAAUAAAAGAACAGACUUAUUUUUGAACUGGAAGGUUUUUUGGGUUCGUUUUUUUUUGUUUGUUUGUUGUGGUCAUACAGAAGGAGAAUUGUAUCUGCCUCAUGAAAGAGGCAAUCAUUGUAAAGCUGCAAUGUUGUUUUCAAAAAAGCCACAAAUGUGUAGUUUGUGAACAUCAUCUGCUGCCAUAUUCGCUUUUUUUUAACAUAUUUAUCACUCCACAGUCCCAAUAAGCCUGUAUCGGCAGCCACUGCUUUGCCAUAGGACUCUAGUGUCUAUACUAUGCUGUUAGCAUAUUGUCAAUCUUCCACACCCGCAGUCCUUGCCAUAUCUCAUCUUCAUGGGAAUUUUGCCCCAUUUUUUAUAAGCUACCAAUCUUUAUUUUUAUUAUUUAUAUCUGCACCCACGUCAUUUUUGAUCUAUCAAAUGAAACUAAAUCACAAAAGAAAAGAGGGAGUGUGAUUCGUAUGUAUAUGUCGUUGAUUUUUUUAACCAAAAUGAAUGUAAUAUCUACUUGGGAAAUUUAGAAACGUGUUUACCCACCAGACACACUGACUGCACACUUAAUUCAUGUGUAUUUUCCAUGCACAGUGUUUGUGUGAGACCACGUCAUGGGGUGGGGAAUCUAUGCAGAUUUAUAAAUCCAGAGCAGGUUAGUAUGAAGAUGAAGUCUCCAGUACAUUUCAGUCUCUGUCUCAGAGUUUAACGAGAGCGUCUGAGAAUUGACUCGCAAAACUGUCUGAAAAUGGAGUGAUUGAGAAGAUCAAUCCACAACUGGAAGUCUGCAGUGACAAAGGGUGAGAAACAACCUAAAUAGAUGAAGUUUGCUCUACACACACACACACACACACACACACAACAGUCACUGAUCUAAUCACCUGCCAAGUGUUUUGUGAAAGCACUCGCCCCUUUUUGAAGGAUGACAUUCCAGAUGUAAAAGAUCCGGUGUGUCAAGUUUUUAUUAUUAUUAUUAUUAUUUUAUAGGUCAGGGUUUGUUUCUUGUCUUGCCUGUGACAUUAGUUCAACUCAGCUUGCUUAUGUGCCUAAUUAUGAACUAAUCGAGGUCAGACUGUACAGAAGAAAUUGCAGAUAUGGCUUAUUUUCUUUCUCUUUUUUUUUUUAUGUCUUCAGUCAUCGUGUGUCUGCCAAAUAAUUUCACGUUAUAUUUGUAUUGUAAAAUAAACAAAUGUACUUUAAGAAUAAAAACCUAAAAACUAA